Messenger RNA from Syngnathus typhle (broad-nosed pipefish), 1985 nucleotides. RefSeq lists its product as uncharacterized. The record is from RefSeq and is a predicted model, not a curated record. The transcript is spliced from 7 exons. NCBI's taxonomy places the organism in Eukaryota, Metazoa, Chordata, Actinopteri, Syngnathiformes, Syngnathidae. The coding region runs from base 189 to 1067 and encodes 292 amino acids.
CGGUGCAGCAGGCGGAAGGAAAAGUAGUGCUAGCAUGAGUGCAAGUCGUCAAAUUGGAGCAGAAAAAAAUGAGGAAAGAUAUAAUUAAAUAAUUGUAAGUAUCCACAUUUUAGCUAGGGAGAUCGAUACUCAAAAAUGAGCAGCCUGGAUCCAAGCUGCCCUCGUUACAGCAAACCUGAAGACAGAGAAUGAACAGAAAAGUCAUCAAAGCCCAAGUGGUGGGGAUGCGGCGCAACAUUCGGGCCAGAGCGUGGAAGUCAACCUGUGAAAAAGAUGGGCAUUAUGAAAACGUAACUGUUGCCCUCUGUGAUGGUAAGACCGCUUUUAAGAUGACUCUUUUCAGUCAUCUGGCUCGCCGAGUCACAGAGGGCAACAGUUACGUUUUCGCCCAUUUCAUGGCGGAGACCAACAAGCCAAAUGUGCUGCUCUGUCAAAAGAGCAGCAAAAUAUACGUCAGGGCGGAGGUGAAGUGCAGCGAUGCCUUAAGGGCUGAGGCACGCGCACUAAUUUUCCCCCCGUCGUUGGCAAUGCCCCUCAGCGAGGUGAUCAGAAACCCUCUUGAGGGGCUGGUAAACGUUGAGGGACAGGUCGAAAGUAUGCGUCCAAUCCGCAUGGUGCGCCAGAGAGGGAACAACCUUGCGCCAUUUCGGGCUUUGACACUCAAAAAAGAUGAAGCCGCUGUCAAAAUUGGCCUUUGGCGGGAGGCUAAUCUCGUUGAAUUAAAAGUAGGGGGUUCCUUCGUUUUCACCCACCUGAGUGCCCGGGUGAACGAUUCGGGAGUAAUGCUCCACUCUACGACUUUCACAGAAAUAAAGGCCUGCAACUCCAGCCUCAUCCUAAAUGUCUGUGGUAUCCUCUAUGGGGAAGAGGUGGUGGAGGUUGUGUCCGAUUCGGGCGAAGUGACAAGCAUCAAGCUUGAGAUCUGGCAGAAAACUUUCAGCCAGCCCCCGAAGAUACCACAAGAUGGGCUGGCCAUCACUGUCACACAUGUGCAGGUUUUUCCGUGUUUCCUCCACAUGUUCCCUUUGUCAAGACAGGAGUUUGGCCCCUGCGGUACUGAACCUUGAUGGGAUUUGGCCUGUCUUGCCAGAGAAAUGACACAGCACAGCGACAGCCAAGUCUUUCAAAAGGACUCGUACGAUGGAGGCCAGCAUCAUGGAACGCAAACUCCCAAACCAGCGUGGCAAUUGUGACUUCUGCUGAUUCUUCUACGGAACAAUCAAGGGCACCUCUGGCAGCUCUUCGCUUUGACUUUGACAUCUACCUCUUUUAUUUUUAACAUGCUGUCUUUUAUGUGCCCUCUCUGCAUCCAUUGCAGCCUGGUGAUUCUGAAAGGGGGAUCCUCCCAUCUGUGGUCCCUUCUCAAGGAUUCUCAUUUUUCCCCUGGUGUUUUUUGUUUUAGUUUUUCCUUGCCCUUUUGGGAGCUUAAGAUCAGGGGAUGCUUUGAGAAUAAUUGCCAAUUUGUCUAUGUAAAGCCCUUUGAGACUGCUUGUGAUUUAGGGCUAUGUAAAUAUAUUUUACUUGACUUCUAUGGAAAAUUGUCAGGAAGCCCUUUUUAGUUUUGCUGGUUUUCCUCACCUCCAUGUUUUUAUUGUAUCUUCUUGGGUAUUGCCUGGCCUUUGACUGUUGGAAACUUGCCCCUCUGGUUUUACUCUUUUAAGUCUCAAAUACGUACAGUCUGUUUUCUGUUCACCUUUAUUUAUUUGUUUGAUUGCUUAUUUAUUGUUUAAUCAUACAUUUAUUUGGUUACUUUUUCAGCAAUGCUUUGAACUCUGAAGUCGUAAUCAUUUUGAUUUGCACAAUUGUUGGACUUCAUACAUUUCUUUGCCUCAAACCAUGUUUACAUUAUCUUUUGUAUAUGUAUCUCAAGUCUGUCUAAUACAGGGGUGGGCAAACUACGGCCCGCGGGCCACAUCCGGCCCACGGGACCGUUUAAUCCGGCCCGCCAAUCCUGAACAAAUUGUAUUAUUAAACUUUUUUUUUUU